UUUACUCAAAUGACUUCAACAGAUCUCUCACAUUUCACAGAAAACCAAUCAAAGGAUGAGAAGAAAGAAGCAAGUGAAGAAGAUAAGCUAGGCGAAGAAUUUAAGGAGCUAAUUCUCUCUCUUCCUAAAGAGAAGGGUUGGAUAACACCCUAUGUCUAUCUAUUUCAAGGUUUUUGGUUCCCAUCUCAUAUAAUCCAACCUGUAAUCACUUUUCAAAAUCACUUCCAAGCAAAAGACAGUGAUGUUGUUGUUGCCACCCUUCCAAAAUCAGGAACCACCUGGUUAAAAGCCCUUACCUUUGCCAUUGUCAACCGCCACAAUUUCCCUUCCUUAGAGAACCAUCCAUUACUUGCAUACAAUCCCCAUCACCUUGUGCCUUUCUUUGAACUUUCUGUUUAUGGCGAAGCUUAUGACAAAACUCCUGACCUAUCUAACAUGAAUGAGCCAAGACUUUUUGGUACUCACAUUCCGUUCACUUCGUUGGCCAAGUCUAUCAAGGACUCCAAAUGUAAGAUAAUUUAUAUAUGUAGGAACCCAUUUGAUAAUCUUGUGUCUCAUUGGGUCUUCCUCAACAAAACUAAGCCAGAGUCUUUCCCUACAAUAACCUUAGAUGAAGCUUUUGAAAGGUUUUGUAAAGGGACGAUAGGGUUCGGUCCAUUUGGGAGCCAUGUCUUAGGUUAUUGGAAAGAAAGUAUAGCUAGACCAGACAAGGUUCUGUUCUUAAAGUAUGAGGAUCUUAAAGAAGAUGUCAAUUUUCAUGUGAAAAGAGUGGCUGAGUUUUUGGGUUGUCCUUUCACUCAGGAUGAGGUAAGUAGUGGAGUGGUUGAAAACAUUGUGAAACUAUGCAGCUUUGAGAAAAUGAAGGAAUUGGAGGUUAAUAAAUCUGGAGCCGUGGGUAAGAAUGUUGAGAACAAGCAUUUCUUUCGGAAGGGUGAAGUAGGUGAUUGGGUAAACUACAUUCCCCCUUCAAUGGUGAAAAAGUUAUCCAAAAUCAUUGAGGAAAAUUUAAGUGGAUCAGGCCUAUCAUUUAAAGAUAACUUUCCUAUGGUUAUCUGAUAUGAUGGUUUCAUAUUGAAAAUAAGUGUCUAGCUAGCCACAUAAGUGUCAUGCAUGUAGCUGAAAUUUGUGUUUUUGUUUUUUUUUUGUGCAGAAUAAAGAGGUAGACUAUGUGGUUACCUUUGUUUUGUUCCCAUCCAGAAUCAGUUGGAUGGGAAAUGCGUGCUGAAGUUAUUUCCUAUGGUUUUUAGGUUAAAAUGUUAUGUAUUGUUUUUGUUUCAAUCUUAUCUGAGAGAGAUGUUCUCAGAACUUUAUUAAUGAAUAAGCUGGUAGGAGG
Messenger RNA from Lotus japonicus, 1333 nucleotides. Its product is annotated as cytosolic sulfotransferase 15-like. Lineage: Eukaryota; Viridiplantae; Streptophyta; Magnoliopsida; Fabales; Fabaceae. Gene Ontology annotation, cellular component: cytoplasm. Gene Ontology annotation, molecular function: sulfotransferase activity. Bases 10 to 1056 code for a protein of 348 amino acids. The record is from RefSeq and is a predicted model, not a curated record. The transcript has a single exon. Gene Ontology annotation, biological process: sulfation.